GCUUUCACUGACCAAAACGAAGAAGAAGAGAGAAGCACUUCCGUCAGUCAGAGGUUACCAUUUGAAAACAUGGAUGCUAAAAAGGAGAAUAAAGAAUCGAGCUACAUAAUGGAGGACGAUGGAGAUAUUGGAUCUGUUAUGGGAUUCUCUGGGUUUGGUAAGAAAGCGCGCACAUUUGACAUCAAUGCCAUUUUUGAGCAGACCAGACGAACUGCAAUUGAAAGGAGUCAGCGUGUGUUAGAGGAACGAGAGAAGGAAGCUCAGAUGGAGGUGGAAGGCGAGAGCUCCAAGUCGAUUAAAACCUCAGUUCAAAGUGAGGGAACCAAAGCUUCUGCUGGGGCCUCCAGAGCAAACAAAAGUGGGAGCAGCAGUGAUGACAGUGAAUCUGACUCGGAGGUCAUCGGGCCUCCGGCGCCUCCUCAGUCUGCUGCUCAGGAGGACGAUGAGCUUGUGGGACCACCUCUUCCUCCUGGUUACACUGGCAACACUGCAAACAGUGACGAUGAUGAGGAUGACGAAGAAGCAACACAAGAGGAUGAUGAUGAUCCAGUGAAAAAAAUUCCAGACACUCAUGAGAUUAUCCUGCAGCACGGCACCAAGACGGUAUCGGCUAUGGCCUUGGACCCCUCUGGGGCCCGUCUGGUGACCGGUGGCUACGAUUAUGACGUGAGGUUCUGGGACUUCGCCGGGAUGGACCAGUCUCUGCAGGCCUUCCGAUCCCUGCAGCCCUGUGAAUGCCAUCAGAUCAAGACCCUGCAGUACAGCAUCACUGGUGACGUCCUGCUGGUGGUUUCUGGUAACGCACAGGCUAAAGUCCUGGACCGGGACGGCUUCAACGUCAUGGAGUGUAUAAAAGGAGACCAGUACAUCGUGGACAUGGCUAACACCAAGGGCCACACAGCGAUGCUGAACAGUGGUUGCUGGCAUCCUAAGAUUAAAGAGGAGUUCAUGACCUGUUCAAAUGAUGGCACCGUGCGUACGUGGGACGUGAAGUCGGAGAAGCAGCACAAGUCCGUGUUCAAGCCACGCUCUUUUCAAGGGAAGAAGGUCAUCCCCGUAUGCUGCACCUACAGCCGCGAUGGAAAGCUCAUUGCGGCGGGAUGUCAGGAUGGAAGCAUCCAGAUCUGGGACAGGAACUUAAGUGUUCACACAAAGUUCCACUGUCGGCAGGCACAUGCCGUAGGAUCAGACACCUCCUGCCUCAGCUUUUCCUAUGACGGCGUGACUCUUGCUUCACGAGGAGGUGAUGACACUCUGAAGGUUUGGGACAUACGGAAUUUCAGGAAGCCGGUGAAUGAAGCUUCUGGACUGACCAACUACUUUGCUAUGACCGACUGCUGCUUUAGCCCAGACGACAAGCUUCUUCUGACAGGGACGUCUGUGAAGAGAGAAGAGGGCUCUGGGAAGCUGGUCUUCUUUGACAGGCUUUCCUUUAAGAGGGUCUAUGAAAUAGAGGUCACCAAUGCAAGCGUCGUCCGCUGCCUCUGGCACCCAAAGCUUAACCAGAUCAUGGCGGGUACUGGGAACGGACUGGCCAAGGUUUACUAUGAUCCAGUUAAAAGCCACAGGGGUGCGAAGCUGUGUGUUGUCAAGAGCCAGCGCAAAGGGAAGCAUGCAGAGACAUUAACACAAGAUUACAUCAUCACACCUCAUGCCUUACCCAUGUUCAGAGACGCCAGACAGAGGAGUACACGGAAACAGCUGGAGAAGGACAGACUCGACCCGAAGAAAUCCCACAAACCCGAGCCUCCCGUGUCGGGACCAGGCAGAGGAGGAAGAGUAGCAGCACACGGAGGAACUCUGUCAUCUUUCAUCGUGAAGAACAUCGCUUUAGAUAAAACGGAUGACAGUAACCCGCGAGAGGCCAUCCUGCGUCACGCCAAGGAAGCGUCAGAGAACCCGUACUGGGUUGCACCAGCCUACAAACAGACCCAGCCGGAGCCCGUGUUUGCCGAGGAGUCGGAUGAGGAUGAGGAAGCUGACAAAGAGCCAGAGUGGAAGAAACGCAAAAUCUAAAAAUUCCACAGUAGCUCAUUUUAUACAAGAUGUCAGAGGGGAUGGACACUUUUUACUCUGAUUUUUUUAAAGAAAAAACUCUUUUAAUUUUGGUCUGCAGGGGAAACAUAAAUCCACUCUCAGCAUAAAAGCUUGAUGGAGCUUCUUACAGGUUUAUGCUCUACUUUCAAACCCGUUGGAGGAGCUUUUAUGUCUGUUUUGAUUGCGCGGACUGUAUUUCCAUAACUUCCAUUGUUCUCCCAUGUCACAUUUCCUGAGUUUGCCAAUGCGUUGUAAAUCAGCUCCAGAUUUUGCGGCCUGGUGCUGUUUAUCAUCACAUAUAACAGCUUGCAGACUGUAAAUCACAAAGAUAAAAUAAAAAAAAAUUAAAAGAAAGUUCUGCUUAUUUUGUGUGCAAACAUUUUUUUUAAUGUUUGAGAGCUAUUUUCUUCUCUAUUUAAAAAAAAAAAAGAAUUUAUUGUCAGAAGUUGAUGGAUUUCAUCUCGAGUGGAGUGGACUCAGUUUACCUGCUGAUCAAAGAAAUACCUUUCCUGUGAGGCAUUAGCACAAACCUGCAGGCGAUUUAUGCUUAACCUUCAGCGUUUUACAGCGUAGACAUUGGAGAUUGUUCCAAAAUGCUGCAGUUUGUGGUCAUUUACAUGUGUAGCUUUCUAAUGGUUCCUGGUUUUAAGCGUUUUAGUCCGAUGAUGAAAGGUUAACCUGCCUCUUGCUCUGACAUGACCGAGCGUUCAGAACCAAACGAAUGAGUGAAUAAAAAAAUUCACACUUGGCUCUA
Molecule: messenger RNA, 2791 nt
Organism: Oryzias melastigma (Indian medaka)
Lineage: Eukaryota; Metazoa; Chordata; Actinopteri; Beloniformes; Adrianichthyidae
Product: WD repeat-containing protein 70
Exons: 18
Coding region: 70-2016 (648 amino acids)
Biological process (GO): regulation of DNA double-strand break processing
Cellular component (GO): nucleus; site of double-strand break
Molecular function (GO): protein binding
Source: RefSeq, a predicted model, not a curated record